Rubroshorea leprosula is the source of this 1036-nucleotide messenger RNA. NCBI's taxonomy places the organism in Eukaryota, Viridiplantae, Streptophyta, Magnoliopsida, Malvales, Dipterocarpaceae. The record is from the annotation of a GenBank genome assembly.
AAGGAAGAAAAUUUGAUACCCGUCUUUCUUGCUCGACUGCGAUAUAUACUUUUGGGUAUGAAAAUUUAACAUGCCAUUAAUUUUAAGUCUUGUAAGCUAUUUUGGUUUCCAAGGAAGCACAAGCAGAAAGUGUUGGAGUUGUGGUGUUCAAGCUGCCAAAGUAGCAGCAAAUGGAAAGACGUGAGAGCUGCAACAUGAUUACAGAGUAGCAGCAAAGUGACAGCACAAUGGAGCUUCACAUGCGCUACAAGAAAUGGCAGUAAAUCUUUGAAUGUAAUCUUUUGUUUUAAAUGCUUAAUAUUUUAUUGUAUUGGGUAAAAUGUUAGGUGAGAAAAAAUUGUUUUUUUAUUGUAUUGUUUCUGCUAUAAAUGCAGUAAAAUAUCAAUGAUAUCUCUUGAGUUGAAGUAAUAUACUUCCUCUCCAUUUUCGUUUAUGCUCCUCCUGGUUUUCUCUCCAUUUUUUAGUUGGGUUCUGCUCUUCAUCUUCCUACCGAUGUUCUCUCCAUUUUUUUUCUUUGUGAAAAACUUGAACAUGGUAUCAGAGCCUUUCAUGAUCUUUGAGGGCCUGUAUGAGAGUGAUUUGAGAGAAAUCUACCACCAUAAACUCCAACAGAAAGAAACAAGGAGAAAGCAGUGCGUCCAAACAUUCACACUAAUGCCAUCAUAUAUCUGGUAAUCUCAACUUAUUUAUCUCACAAAUACAAUCUCUUUUUGUUUCUCAGAAGAAUUAAUUCUCUUGCGUUUGCAAUCCUUCUGUGUAGCUACUAAGCAUUCCGAAUCUGAAUUCUUGUCUUGUGUUUGCUAUCCUUGUGCGUGGCUAGGCAGUUCAGAUCUAGCAAAAUCGGAGGAGGGAGACACAGAGCCCCAGCCAUCCGAUUACCUUCCCUCAAUUCAACCGCUUCUCACCUAGCGUCCCCAGCCUCCUACGAAUAUCUCUUUAAGUUAAUGGCCUUAAGUGAAGCAAGUCAAACAUGCAUGGGUAUGAAGAUGAGAAUUGAAAGUUUUGGGUUCAAUUGAAAUGAAUUGACAAUACUCGC